AUGGUGCUUAAACUGACCACCGCCGGCAACGUGCUGGUGUACCAAGUGUCAGGGUCCAAUGUUGCGCGGCUGCUUCCCGACUGGAUUGCCAAGAAGCGGAAACGGGCCCUUAAAAACGAUCUUGACUACCAGAACCGGAUCGAGCUUGUCCAGGACUUUGAGUUCGAAGAGGCCUCCAACAAGAUUAAAGUGACUCCCGAUGGGCAGUACGCGAUGGCGACGGGGACUUAUAAGCCCCAGAUCCACGUGUACGACUUGGCCAACUUGUCGCUCAAGUUCGACCGUCACACCGAUAGUGAGAACAUCGAUUUCGUCAUCUUGAGCGACGACUGGACCAAGCUGGUCCAUUUGCAAAACGACCGUCACCUUGAGUUCCAGACCAAAGGUGGCAUCCACUACAAAACGAGAAUCCCCAAGUUUGGGCGUGCGUUGACUUAUAACCCCGUGAACACCGAUAUCCUUGUGGCGGCGCUGGGCAACGAAGUGUACCGGCUAAACUUGGAGCAGGGCCGGUUCCUCAACCCUUACACGUUAGAGACCGACCAAGGGGCCAACUGUGUCGACAUUUCGUCCGCCCACGGGCUCGUCGGGGUGGGGCUUGAAGAAGGUACGGUGGAGUUCUGGGACCCACGACUGAGACUGCGAGCAGCCAAAUUGAUGGUCAACGACCAGAACCAAGUCACCGCCCUCAAGUUCCGUGAUGACGGGCUCAACUUUGCCGUCGGUACUUCUGACGGCAACUCGUUGCUUUACGAUCUCCGUACUUCGGUUCCCCUGGUGGUUAAGGACCAAGGCUACGGCUAUAGCAUCAAGAACUUGAUUUGGCUCCCUGGUGAACGGGUGCUUUCGUGUGACAAGCGUAUCGCCAAGAUCUGGGACCGCAAUAACGGCAAGCCGUUCGCCCUGAUGGAACCCAACGUCGACAUCAACGAUAUCUGCUGGGUGCCUGACUCGGGGAUGUUUUUCAUGGCUAACGAAGGGAUUGCCAUGCACACUUACUACAUCCCCAACUUGGGGCCUGCUCCCAAAUGGUGUUCGUUCCUCGAUAACGUCACCGAAGAACUUGAAGAAAAGCCACUGGCCCUGGUGUACCUGAACUACCGAUUCAUCACCGCCGACGAAGUCAAGAAACUCAACUUGGCCCACUUAGUAGGCACCAAGGUGAUGCGGCUGUACAUGCACGGGUUCUUCAUCGACAACGAGUUGUACGACAAGGUGUCGCUUAUCGCCAACCCCAACUCGCUUAGAGACCAGCGUGAACGUGACAUCCGUAAGCGGAUUGAAAAGGAACGUGAACUGCGGAUCCGGUCUACGGGUGCUAUUACCAAUACUAAGGUUAAAGUCAAUAAGGACUUGGCGAAGAAGUUGCUGGAGAAGCAAGGUGAAGAUGCCGCCGAGCUGGUGGUCAACGACGACCGGUUCAAGGAACUCUUUGAGAACCCUGAUUUCGCUAUUGAUGAGCUGUCACAUGACUACAAGCAAUUGAACCCGGUGGGUAAACCUGAGAAUAAGCCGAGAGGGUUGACCGCUGUCGAAGAAGAAGAUAUGAUGGAAGUCAACUCCGACGACGAGCUGAGUCUGGAGUCGGAGGCUGAAGAAGACGAUGCCAAUAAGCAGAAGGUGCGGGAGAAGAUGGCGAGAAUCCAAAAGGAGCGUGAGGAAGCCACCAAGUUUAUGAACGAGAUGAAGGCGGCUGAACCCCAAAAGAAGACGAAGGAACUCACGUUGGGCGACCAGGCGGCUCGUAUCCAUAAACCCAAGCCUAACCGCGACCUGAGAGUGCGUCGCCACGCCCGCGGCGAAGCCGAAAUCACGUUUGUGCCUAAGAAGAAGCCGUCGAAGCGGGAGGUCGAGCGCGACGAAGAGAAGCAAGGGCGGGCGAAGCCGAGAGCGCUGAAGGAACGCCGCAGUGGUGGCCGCAACCAGUUCCGGGGGAUGUAA
This is a messenger RNA of Diutina rugosa, 1941 nucleotides long. RefSeq names its product ribosome biosynthesis protein (gene ENP2). Gene Ontology annotation, biological process: maturation of SSU-rRNA from tricistronic rRNA transcript (SSU-rRNA, 5.8S rRNA, LSU-rRNA). Gene Ontology annotation, molecular function: protein binding. Lineage: Eukaryota; Fungi; Ascomycota; Pichiomycetes; Serinales; Debaryomycetaceae. The transcript has a single exon. Bases 1 to 1941 code for a protein of 646 amino acids. Gene Ontology annotation, cellular component: 90S preribosome; nucleus; small-subunit processome. The record is from RefSeq and is a predicted model, not a curated record.